Girardinichthys multiradiatus is the source of this 3015-nucleotide messenger RNA. RefSeq names its product phosphatidylinositol 3-kinase regulatory subunit gamma-like. The record is from RefSeq and is a predicted model, not a curated record. The coding region runs from base 304 to 1719 and encodes 471 amino acids. The transcript is spliced from 10 exons. Lineage: Eukaryota; Metazoa; Chordata; Actinopteri; Cyprinodontiformes; Goodeidae. Gene Ontology annotation, molecular function: 1-phosphatidylinositol-3-kinase regulator activity. Gene Ontology annotation, cellular component: phosphatidylinositol 3-kinase complex. Gene Ontology annotation, biological process: insulin receptor signaling pathway; phosphatidylinositol phosphate biosynthetic process.
UGCACUUCCGAGAUGUACUGAAGAGGAGGUGCACCGCACUGCGAGGAGGGCUGCCUAUCAGACAAUCUCUGAAAAAGAAAAGCAAAAUCCUCAGCCUUGACAGGCUAUGCUGAGACACAUCUGGACUUGGGAAUGUUUUCCACCUCGGAAUCCAAGGUAGUUUCUUUGUGUCUCAAUUUACGCGGAACGUGGCGUCUGCGCCGAAGCAGCAGCCUAAAUUAGUUUUUCCAACAAAACGGGAUAUUCUUUCCAAGCAACUGCAAAGAAAACAAGUGCAACAGAGACUACAGCUGUAAAACAGGAAUGGUUUAUCCUCCCGACGGUUUAUUCUACAUCGAAAUGGAUCAAGCACCACCAGCUCUUCCUCCCCGGUCCACAAAGCCAGCGAUGUCCACAAUGAACAACAACUGCCUUUCUCCACCUGUGUGUGCGCUUGAGGAUGCCGAAUGGUACUGGGGAGAUAUAACAAGGGACGAGGUGAACGAGAAACUUCGAGAUAUGCCCGAUGGCUCCUUCCUGGUGCGAGACGCAUCAACAAAGCUGCAAGGAGACUUCACUUUGACCUUACGGAAAGAUGGGCACAACAAGCUAAUUAAGAUCUACCACCAUGACGGGAAGUAUGGCUUCUCGGACCCCUUCACGUUCACGUCAGUGGUGGAACUCAUCUGGUACUACCAGCAACACUCGCUGGUGGAAUACAAUGCUAUGCUGGAUCUGAUGCUCACGCAUCCCAUGUCCCGUUUCCAACAGGUUAGCGAGGUGAAAGAAGACAGCGUUGAUGUUGCUGGCAGAAAGCUCAAAGAGGUCCAGAAUCAGUACCAAGAAAAGUCCAAAGAGUUUGACCGUCUUUAUGAAGCCUUCACCAAGACCUCACAGGAGAUUCAGAUGAAGCGCACGGCAAUAGAGGCCUUCAAUGAGGCAAUGCUGAUCUUCGAGGAGCAAUGUCGCGAGCAGCAGCGAUACGGAGAGGAGUUUGAGAGGAACAGCCAUUCAGAGGGAGUUGACAAUGAUUUGGAGAGCUUUCUUAUCAAUUACGAGAAACUGAAGGGCCGACUUGGAGAGAUCUAUGACAGCAAACUGCACCUGGAAGAAGACUUGAGGACACAGGUGGAGGACUACAGAGAGACAGACAGGAAGAUUAAUAACUUGCGGCCAGACCUCAUCCAGCUUCGCAACAUCAGAGAUCUGUACCUCAACUGGCUUAAUCAUAAAGGGGUACGACAGAAACGCAUAAAUGACUGGCUUGGGAUACACAAUGACAGCCUUGAUGACACAUACGUAUUGAAGGGAGAUGAGAAGAAUCUACCACAUCAAGAUGAGACGAGUUGGUUUGUCGGGGAACUGAGUCGGACACAGGCGGAGGAGGUGCUUCACGGAAAAGUUUCAGGAACGUUCCUGAUCCGAGAGAGCAGCAAGCAGGGAUGCUACGCCUGCUCUGUUGUUGUGAAAGAAGAGGUGAAGCACUGCAUGAUCUACAGCACACCACUCGGAUACGGCUUCGCCGAGCCCUAUGACGCCCACUGCUCAUUGAAGGACCUCGUCCUGCACUAUCAGCUGCACUCCUUAGCGCAACACAACGACGCCCUGGAUGUCCGGCUGCUGCACCCCGUCCAUGCCAAAGUGGCGGCCCCCGCUUCUCAACACUCCGAAGAACACAAACUGUUACAGACUCCAAAACACAUGCCACCAGGACUCCCGCCUGCAGCUCCGGAAAUGUAAUCGAGCAGCAAGAUACUUUUCGUCAUAUCCUGUAAGAAGGACUGCAUCAAAGGUGCAUUGAGUAAAGAUUUGCACUAAGGGUGAUUCCAUCAUCUUUUGUGAAUGGGAACUCACAGAUUUGAAGUGGGACCGGAACUUGAAUGUCAGCUUGACUGUUUCAGUCUAAUUUUUUACUUCACAUUUAGUGCCGUUGGUUCAAAGGCCCCUUUCUCCAGAUAGGGAAGUUCACAACUAGAAGUUUGUUCACUGGGAUCAGGUGCUGCACCUUCGAGUUGACUUUGCUGGAGAUGUUCAUUCCCAACUUGGGAAAUCGAUUGAGCUCUACAGAUUUAACUGAUAUGUUAGAUUUAUUGGGUUGAUACUACAAAGUGCAUUUGUGAGGGGGAAAAAACACAAUGCUGUUAACAGGUUGGUAUCAGUUAGGUGGGUUAAAAUGCCACGUGUGAAUAUGUUAAAAAGUCAUGGUGCAUCUUAACUACUUGCCCCUUUUUAUAAAGAAUUCAUUAAAAUGGAUAAUUAUGUAGCAUUAACAUACUGUAUCAAACCAUUGUAAAAGCAUACUCAAUGUUAUACCCAUUGACCAAAUCACUUAAUAGUGAGCAAAACUGCAUCCCCAUUUAGUGUGGUAACUGCAUUUUGGCAAGGGUAGGGCAAUGUAUGUACACCUGCUGAUGUGCUGAUCGAAACAUAAUCUGAAGUACUGUAUGUUAUAUUCUGUUACUCAAAGAAGUAUAAGCUUUUUGUAUUCCAUAUAUAUUUUUUCUAUAAACACGCCACAAGAUGAAAGCUUGAAGAAAGUGCAAUCCAACAGUGCUUCUACUGUUGCAAUGUAUGACGAGAAUGACGGAGGUGGUGAAGGUGUUGCUGUUAUGAGAGGUUGACAUUUGCCACAAAAAAAUGCACUCUCCCUGGUGGUUUGUUUGGCUCGUGUGGCCUCCGAUGUUUGUGUGAACUGCCAGAGGUCCGGAAGUAUCCUGCCUCCAUUACUUGAAUUGUGGCGUUGCUCUAGCUAUGAAUGUUCUUUUGUUUUCUCAUACACACGCAGCCUACAUAGCUUAAGAGGAAAGAAAUCUAUGUUAAACCCGGCACAUUUUUCCAAGGUAAUGGACACUUUGUAUAGAGAUGCCAUAAGAUGUAUUGCUCAUGUUUGUUCAUGGGAGGAAGUUGAUGGAUCCUCUUGAGAAAUAUUACUCCACUGGAGGACUGAGGAAACUCCUCGGGCAAAGCUAAGUAAUGUGAGAUCCUGACCUUUAUCUUGCUGAAAGACAAUAAACUGAAAAGAGUUUUGUCAACUUA